Messenger RNA from Bursaphelenchus xylophilus (pine wood nematode), 2526 nucleotides. The record is from the annotation of a GenBank genome assembly. Lineage: Eukaryota; Metazoa; Nematoda; Chromadorea; Rhabditida; Aphelenchoididae.
AUGAUGUAUCAGUCUGUCGGGAAAAUAACGGCGGAUCGUCGCGCCUCGGAAUCGCCCAUCAUCGCUUUGCGACUGCAAACCGCGGCUUGGGAUUUGGUGCGCGAUAGCGGCGAGGUGAGACAUUUUGCUGCGACAAUCCGCCGUUAUUUUCCCGAUAGACUGAUAUACGCCUUUUCGUAAGUGCGUAGACUGUUUACCGGAGCGCACAGUGCAUUUUGCCAAUUUUUGCACUGUCCGCGACGAGUUUGCAAUGGCACGGUGCAGAAGGUCAACUGCACAGUGCGGGAAACUCGCGACAAUCGUCGGACAGGAAUCGGCGACACGCAGUAUGAAAAAACAAAAUUUCUCUCGCACUGUGCAAUUUCUUGCUCAUUGCACCGUGCAAUAUCCUUUUUUGGGCUUUCGCUCGCACCCUAACUUUUUUUGCACAGUGCAAACACCAAAAAUUGGUCCGGCAACUUAGCAGAAGGACUAUGUAUCAGUCUGUCGGAAAAAUAACGGCGGAUCGUCCCUUCAAAAUUUCUCGCCUCGCCGCUAUCGCGCGCCAAAUCCCAAGUCGCGGCUUGCAGUCGCAGAACGGUGAUGGGCGAUUCCGAGGCGCGACGAUCCGCCGUUAUUUUCCCGACAGACCGAUAUAAGGGCAAAAAAUGGUAAAAAUAUAAAAUUUUGAAAAAUUGAAGUCAAUGUUAUUUUUCUAAAAUUAGCAUAAAAUUUAAAAUUUUUUUUUUUUUUUUUUUUGAUUUCAAAAUCCCCGAAGGUCAAUUCUUCUUAUUGCUUUCUGAUCAUUUAUCGGUUGGUCCUCUCCUCCUCCUUGAUGUUAAAUUUAUGUGCCCAAGUCUGUCUUCAAUUGCUCUGUCUGUUUUCGUUAACACUAAUUCAAUGCCUGAAGUCGCAGGGGAAGAAGAAGAACAAAACCGAGACAAAGGCGACAACGCUAGCUUCGGUGGAUCCAAUUUCAAUCAAUGUGCCGGCAAGUUGAAGCGAAAAUGAUGAUUAAUAUAGGAUUUUUUCAGCCAAUGGAGCCGUUUGUGUGGGAUAAUAAGGUAAGUUUUGGGGGAAAUCGCUGAGAAAUGGGUAGCUUGACAUUUAAAUUGGACUUUUUUGAUAAUUUUCAAAAAAAAAAUUUUUUUAAAGUUGACAAAAAUGCUUUCUACCAUCUUCUAAGACACCCCCAUUAUUUUUAUCCUAAAUUUUUCCCCGAAAAAAUCAAGAUUUUUGCGAUUUUUUGGCCACUUCUGCCUCUAAAUUAACUCUAAAUAUUGUCUCUCAUUUUCCAGCAAGAACAGCCCGGAAAAAAGAAGAAAUCCCCCAAAAAGGAUCCAAUGCGACCGAAGGACCACAAAGACUCCAAAGAAUCCAAAAAUUCCAAAGAAAGUGAGCCGACUUCAGGAGAUACGAAGAUAAAGACCAAGCCAACGAGCAAGAAAGUCACCAAACAAAAGGUUGCCGAAGAGAAACACGCGGAUAGUCGCAAACGAGCCGAGUCUUUCGGGAGGAAAAAAACGUUAACGAAGAUCAAAGAAGCCAAAUCAAAAGAGGAUUCUAAAGAAUCCCCGGGAAGGGUGAGUGGCCUUGAUAUACCUACAUAUGUAUACUAUAUAUUUAGUAUAUUCACAGGGGAAGUACCCCAAAUGCAACUCAUAGAUCUUGAAGAAACUUGGCACAAAUUUAGAAUAAUCUUUUCUAAAAUAUAUGCGAGAAUCCUAGCUCGCGCUUUGCAGAAACAACCGAGAUUUUUAGAUCGAAAGUCGGCAAAAAUUUAGGACUUUUUACCAAAUUUUGGCACGAAAAGUUUCAUACCUAAUUCUACUGCCGAGAGUAAUAUUUCCAGAAAAAAGAAACAAAUUUUAUCCGAAAUUGGUAACGUUAUGGCCAAAAAGUGUUUUUCUCUCUGACCGCUCUCCGCGUUUUGCAUACUCUCUCCGCCGACAAAAUUGUUGAAUAUCUCAUCUGCACCAGCAAAGCGCGAGCUAAAACUUUCAGGAAUUGAUAUCUAGUCUAUUCCCAACAUGUGUACAAAUUUUAAAGAGAAUCUGAGCGUCCGACAUGGGGUACUUCACUUGUUAGUAAACAUCAGUUUGUCGGGAAAAUAAUGUGGAUUUGUCGCUGAAAAAUGCAUCAGUCAUCACAUUCGCGCUAAAAAUCUCCACUGACGGCUAGCCAUUGCAAAGCGAUGAAGGCUGAUCUCAAAGCGCGACGAAUCCACAUUAUUUUCCCGACAGAUUGAUAAUUGAUUUUAUUGGAGGUAAGACUUCCGGAUUUGUUUGAAAUUUCCUUUAUAGAUUCCUUAUAGACCCCAAAGUCAUCACUGAAAAUUUCAGCAUUUUGUUUACAACUACGGCUGAGAUAUUACUCUUUCAUAGUAACCAUCUUUGAAGAACAAAGGCCAUAAAAAUUUUCGAAAAAAACAUUGUAAAAAAUUUUUAGAACACCGAAUCCACCGGCUCCAGCGAAAAUGACGAGACCCUAAAAGACGUCGCAUCACUCAAGGUUGACCCAGCAGUUGCACCUUCACCACAUUACUAG